CACGGACCGUGCAUGGAGAAACGGUUCAAUAACUCGGAAACGGCGAAUUCUCUUGGCUCUUUUCUCUUAACCUUGGUUUCGGUCUCUCCAAUCGGGGUAAAAUGCCCCUCACCGUUUUCCGCCCACGGUCCGUGCAGCACGGAUAAUCUGAUACGGGGUCUGGGGAACCAUAUCUUAUAAAAGGAAUUGGAUCACGGUGUCUCAUCAUGUCUAAAACAGUGAUUCAGAUCAACACCUUUUCACACACUAAUAUACCCACGCCAUGACUAGUAAAAACGAACGCAUUGUCAUCAUCGGAGCGGGCAUCUUUGGCCUGGGCACCGCGCUGAGGUUGAAGGAAGAGGGUUAUCGCUAUGUGACCGUUCUCGACCGAGCGAUGCCUCCUGUCCCCGACGGUUCCAGUAAUGACAUUUCCCGGGUGAUUCGUUUCGACUAUGGAGAUGAGGUAUACGCCCGCAUGGGCAAGGAGGCCUUCGAUCUGUGGAAGACACCUGCUUACAAAGAAGCCUUCCAUCAAUCUGGAUGCCUCUGGGUCACGCAGAAGGACACCCCCGGACAGCCCGUUCAGCCUGCUGCGGAGGAGUACAGUCGCAAGACCCGAGAGAUUCUGACCAAGAUGGGUGAGCCCUGGCAUGCGGUCCCCACGGUGGAAGACGCUAAGAGGGAAUUCCCCGAACUCACUGGCUCGCUCGGAACUCCUGGCUUCUAUUCCUUUUUCAACAACUCGGGCGGAUGGGCCGAUGCAGGUCUGGCGUCUGCUCGUGUGGCUGCCCGGUGUAUCGCGGCGGGCGUGUCAUUCAUCACGGGCCCCGAUGGCCAGGUGACUGAUUUCGAGAAGAGGGCUGAUGGCACGAUCGAAGCCGUCCGCACGAGCAGUGGCAACCGCAUCGCCGCCGACAAGUUCAUCGCCGCGACCGGUGCCUGGACCGCCAGUCUCGUCCCGUCCUGGAAUUCCAUGAUUGCCGCCGCUCAGAUUGUCGGAUAUAUGCGGCUCACCCCGGAGGAGAUGAUCCGGCUAAAGAAUAUGCCCGUCUACUUCAAUCUCUCCACGGGGUUCUUCUGCUUCCCUCCCCAUGACGGAACCAAUAUCCUGAAGGUCGCCGUCCACAGCUAUGGCUAUACUCACUCAUCCGAGGACGGCAUUUCCGCGCCCCCAGCUGCUCCGCCGUCUUCCCGCGCCAACUUCAUCCCAGACGAGGCCGUCAAACGUCUGCACCUUGGCAUGAAGGAUCUCUUCCCGGAGCUCGAGCCCAAGGGGUUCGAACGUGUAGCCCUGUGCUGGUACAACGAUACCCCAACCGGUGAUUUCAUUAUGGACUAUCACCCGGAUCACAAGAACCUGUUCAUCGCGACGGGUGGUAGCGGACAGUAAGGAGCCAGACCCCACCAUCAUGAAGAGAACAGCCCGGACUGAC
Messenger RNA from Aspergillus alliaceus, 1415 nucleotides. Its product is annotated as NAD(P)/FAD-dependent oxidoreductase. Gene Ontology annotation, molecular function: L-pipecolate oxidase activity; sarcosine oxidase activity; proline dehydrogenase activity. The transcript has a single exon. The coding region runs from base 263 to 1372 and encodes 369 amino acids. The record is from RefSeq and is a predicted model, not a curated record. Lineage: Eukaryota; Fungi; Ascomycota; Eurotiomycetes; Eurotiales; Aspergillaceae.